AUGGAAUUCUUGCAGGAAAGCCAAAUCCAGGUCAUCGGCAUCGCUGUCGCCGUGGCUGCGAUCGUCGCCGGCGCUGCCUACACUCUAUCUCAGCAAGAAACCCAAAGGUUGUUUGGACCCCUGAAAAACUUUAGGGAGUUCAAGCUUGUGGAUCGGAAGCAGCUGCUUACAAUGUGGCCAAGUUCCGGUUUGGCUUUACCCACACCUACUUCUGUGCUGGGUCUUCCCAUUGGGCAGCAUAUCAGUUGCAGAGGAAAGGAUGCUGUUGGUGAAGAAGUGAUCAAACCUUAUACGCCAAUUACGUUGGAUUCAGAUGUUGGUUACUUUGAGCUUGUAAUAAAGAUGUAUCCUCAAGGAAGGAUGUCUCAUCAUUUCCGCGAGCUGCGUGUUGGUGACUUCUUGUCCGUAAAGGGCCCUAAGGGUCGAUUUAAAUAUCAACCAGGACAAGUAAGAGCAUUUGGAAUGCUUGCUGGAGGGUCUGGCAUUACUCCUAUGUUUCAAGUUGCCAGGGCUAUAUUGGAGAACCCAAAUGACGCUACUAAAGUUCAUCUUAUCUAUGCAAAUGUUACAUAUGAUGAUAUCCUUGUGAAGGAAGAGCUAGAUGGGCUUGCCACCAACUAUCCCAAUCGCUUCAAGGUGUACUAUGUGCUAAAUCAGCCACCUGAAAACUGGGAAGGUGGGGUUGGUUUUGUGUCAAAGGAGAUGAUUCAAGCUCACUGCCCAGCUCCUGCCUCUGAUAUUCAGAUUCUCCGGUGCGGACCUCCUCCCAUGAACAAGGCCAUGGGCGCGCACCUUGAUGAUCUUGGUUAUUCCAAAGAGAUGCAGUUCCAGUUCUAAUCCUUCAUAAUCUCCAAAUCUCAUAAGCUAUUGAACAAGACCGAAAGAUUCUUGUAUUUGCAUGCCAUUCAACUUUCAUUAGCUUGUCAAGACUCAACCUUUUGUUGUUUUUGCCUGUAAUGUACUUUUUUGUAUUCGAGGUUUCUCUCGAUGAAAAUGGUUUGUACCACAUCUCUGUGUAUCUUGCAAUCAGGAAGCUAAUACUUGGAAGAAUUAAAUUGAAUAAGAACCAAGUUAAAGUUGCA
This is a messenger RNA of Dioscorea cayenensis subsp. rotundata (Guinea yam), 1082 nucleotides long. Its product is annotated as NADH--cytochrome b5 reductase 1-like. Lineage: Eukaryota; Viridiplantae; Streptophyta; Magnoliopsida; Dioscoreales; Dioscoreaceae. Gene Ontology annotation, biological process: electron transport chain. The coding region runs from base 1 to 837 and encodes 278 amino acids. The record is from RefSeq and is a predicted model, not a curated record. The transcript is spliced from 9 exons. Gene Ontology annotation, molecular function: cytochrome-b5 reductase activity, acting on NAD(P)H.